Molecule: messenger RNA, 1323 nt
Organism: Alternaria atra
Lineage: Eukaryota; Fungi; Ascomycota; Dothideomycetes; Pleosporales; Pleosporaceae
Exons: 1
Coding region: 1-1323 (440 amino acids)
Source: RefSeq, a predicted model, not a curated record
AUGCCAGUCCCGCCUGCACCGUCUCUACAAGCACCUUCACCGUCAUGGGAUAAGGUAGUAUGGGUCUCCUUCCCUGACAAGAGGCCGCUCGACCAAACCGCCACCCUUGCUAUUCAGUACUUUCCUGACGAUCAUGACAGCCUUGGUCACGAUGCCUGGCUAGCAGAGGCUCGUGUGCUAGAUCUGCGCAAUACAGUUAUCGAUGCAGAGGACGGCGGCUGUUAUGUGCACCAGGGGCUGGUUACCAUGUUAGCCGUCAAGUCGCGGAACCAAAUUGCUGUCGACGCCUACACGUGGGAUUGGCUGACCCGUCAACUUCGGGAGAGUCUCUUGUCCAGCUCCUGCCGAGGUGAGGACGGAGAGGCGCUACGCACUGUUUUGUUCCUGCACUGGACCACCGACGAGCCCACAAACCCCACCCUUGACUCAGUUUACAGUGCAGUACGAUUGCUUAAGCAUAUUCACGGAACGGCAUUUCGGGCCUACCCGAACGAGAGUGAGGCGUGGCAAGAGAGAGCCAAACUGGGCGACAUCCGAGCUUUAGAUGAUAUUGCCCGCUCCUCUCCGCCCGAGUUUUCGUAUCGACCGAAGACGUGUUUCGGGCACGGUCCGUGUGCGCUCCAAGAGGAGAGCAUCACCGUUCAUAAGAGAACCCAUAGUGGCUGCGCUACGCACGUGCAUAUUCGAAAGCAGAGAGACAGGCAACAGCUUACAUGCAAUGUGGAGAUGCCUGCGUCGAAGCAGCCGUCGAAGCAGAGGAAAGGCAGGAAGAGUAUGCUAGCGAAGACGAACAAGUCAUCGAAAGAUCCCACCUACGAUGCGACAUCUAGUGGUCAAACGCACUGGUUCCACCAAGAGUUCGUUCCGGCCUUGCGAGACUAUGAAUUCAGAGUUUUCAUUGUCACCGAGCGCGAUGAACAGGGUAUUCGAGGCCGAAGUGGGCGGAUUGUCGCUAUUGCGAAGACGGCCUUCAACCAAGAGACCCAGGCACUUGCAUCCCGAGAGUUGCUGUCGGAGGACCUGGAGCCUUCGUUAACACGAUCUCAUCUCGAGCAGUUUUGUAUUUGGGUCUUUGAAAGCCUUCGAGCGCGAACUGACAGUAUGGUGUUCUUCGAGUCACUCGAGGUUGGCACUCGCCUCGAUAUCGGCGUCGCAGAAGACGGGAUGGGUGAGAAACGGCUCUUCGUGAAUGAGAUUACGCGAUGGUACGGAGCCCACUACUUCUCUCACAACAUAUGCUCGGAGCCUAAGACCCAGAUCUGCAAGGCAUUUGCUCAUGCCUUUGGCGAACUUCUUCAGAGCGGCAUGGGGGACGUCUUCUGA